AUGCCUCCCCACGUGCCCAUCCGCGCCUUCUCGACGCUCCCCCCACGUCUCCCAAAACACACCCCACGUCGCAGGCGUGUUCGUGCCACAUUACAAUCUGGCCAGCCAUUGCACGAGACCCGUCCCCAUCUCGUGCAGCCUGGCCAGUUGACUCCCGGCAUAUCUGCUGCAGAAUACUUUUCUCGGCGGUUACGCAUUGCCAAUGCCUUACGGUCAAGAUCAACAUCAGGAUCAACAUCCAACUCUCGUCCAUCCUCGUCAUCCUCGUCAUCCUCGUGUCCGUCGAUAUUGGCCAUACUUGCAGGGAAUAAAGUCCAUUAUGCCUCGGGCCCAGUGUUUUAUCCGUUCCAACAAAACACAGACCUAUUCUAUCUCACUGGCUGGAACGAGCCAGAUUCUAUUGCCGUACUGGAAUUGGCCCCUCAUGAAGACGAGCCCAUACUGCACAUGGUAGUGCCCCGUAAGGACCCUUACAUGGAACUAUGGCAGGGCGCCAGAACAGGUGUUCAAGGAGCCAUGGACAUUUUCAACGCCGAUUCCGCACUGGCCAACGACGAUCCAGGCUUGCUGCAACACAUCCAGUCGCUUGUGAAACGGUCCGACAUCAUCUACUACGACGGACAGUGGAAUAACCAGUACGCCAGCACAAUCCAGAAGGCUAUCGACUCUGUCUCAUUUGCGUAUCGCAACAAAACCAUCUACAAAGACCUUUCGCGGCUCGUAGCCGCCCAGCGCGUCAUCAAGUCUUCCGCAGAACUUGCAGUAAUGGCUCGUGCGUCGUACGCGUCGGCUCUCUCUUUCAACGAAGCCCUAUCACAAUCUGCAUUCCUUAGUGAAAAACAGUUGCAAUCCUUCUUGGAGUAUCGAUUCAUCCAGAACGGAGCUGACAAAUCGGCAUAUGUGCCCGUGGUCGCUUCCGGAUCCAAUGCUCUUUGUGUUCAUUACACGAUCAACGACGAUCUCAUCUACAACGACGAACUUGUAUUGGUGGAUGCUGCUGGUAGUUACGGCGGGUAUUGUUCAGACAUCUCAAGAACUUGGCCUGCCAACGCCACCGGGUUUACCCCAGCUCAAAAAGAAUUGUACCAAGCGGUGUUGAAUGUGCAAAAACAAUGCAUCUUGCAAUCCACUCAAGCUUCGGGCCAUUCCCUCAACGAUAUCCACCAGCUGAGUGUGGAUCUCAUGGUGCAAGAGUUGAAAAACUGCGGCCUGGCCUCCAUCGACAGGUCCAAGAUCAACACUCUCUACCCGCACUAUAUAGGCCACAACUUGGGGCUUGACGUUCAUGACGCUCCGGAAUAUUCAAGAUUGAAACCUUUACAAGAAAAUCAAGUCAUCACCAUCGAGCCCGGUGUUUACGUCCCCGACGACCCUGCAUACCCUGAACAUUUCAGAAACAUCGGCAUUAGAAUAGAAGAUGAUAUUCGUGUAGGCAUCGAUGAUUCCCAAAUCUUGACCAUCGAUGCUGUAAAGGAAAUUUCCGAUAUAGAAUCUCGUCUUGCUUGA
Molecule: messenger RNA, 1506 nt
Organism: Henningerozyma blattae CBS 6284
Lineage: Eukaryota; Fungi; Ascomycota; Saccharomycetes; Saccharomycetales; Saccharomycetaceae
Gene: ICP55
Product: aminopeptidase
Exons: 1
Coding region: 1-1506 (501 amino acids)
Cellular component (GO): mitochondrion
Molecular function (GO): manganese ion binding; metalloaminopeptidase activity
Source: RefSeq, a predicted model, not a curated record